AAACGCAGAAGUCGCAGAUGAAGUGUCUUUGUGGCUGGAGAAAGUCAGGCUUUAGCGCGGAGUCACUUCAUGUCUGUUUGCCAGGAGAAAACGUGUCGAGGGACACAUCGCCCUUCAAGAGUCAAAGAGAAACUUUAAGGAGCAUUUAAAGCAGAUCUCCAUAUAUAAACCGGUUCUAGACCAGCAGUCCAGGUGUUUGGCUCUCCAUGGCAACACGAGGCCACGCCUCCAGCUCAUUAAUGAGCAACCACACCAAGGAGAGAGUGACCAUGGCUAAGGUCACCCUGGAGAACUUCUACAGCAACCUGAUCACACAGCAUGAGGAGAGAGAGAUGAGGCAGCAAAAACUGGAGAAGGUGAUGGAUGAGGAAGGACUGCCUGAUGAAGAGAAACGUGUUCGGCGUUCUCAGCAUGCUCGUAAAGAGACUGAGUUCCUCCGUCUGAAGAGAACUAGACUGGGUUUGGAUGACUUUGAGUCUUUGAAGGUGAUUGGACGAGGAGCAUUCGGGGAGGUGCGUUUGGUUCAGAAGAAAGACACGGGUCAUGUUUACGCCAUGAAGAUUCUUCGCAAAGCAGAUAUGCUGCAGAAAGAGCAGGUUGCUCAUAUCCGUGCGGAGCGGGACAUCUUGGUUCAGGCAGACAGUCUCUGGGUGGUGAAAAUGUUCUACAGUUUUCAGGAUAAACUGAAUCUGUACUUGCUCAUGGAGUUUCUGCCUGGAGGAGACAUGAUGACACUGCUGAUGAAGAAAGACACACUGACGGAGGAAGAGACUCAGUUCUACGUGGCGGAGACGGUUCUGGCCAUCGACUUCAUCCAUCAGCUAGGCUUCAUUCACCGAGACAUCAAACCAGACAACCUGCUGCUAGACUCCAAGGGUCAUGUCAAGCUGUCUGAUUUUGGCUUGUGUACAGGCCUCAAAAAAGCACAUCGGACGGAGUUUUAUCGCAACCUGAAUCACAGCCAAUCAAACGACCUCACGUUUCAGCAUAUGAACUCGAAGAGGAAGGCCGAGACAUGGAAGAGGAACCGCAGGCAGCUGGCCUUCUCCACAGUGGGAACGCCAGACUACAUCGCUCCAGAGGUGUUCAUGCAGACCGGAUACAACAAGCUCUGUGAUUGGUGGAGCCUCGGCGUCAUCAUGUACGAGAUGCUGAUUGGCUAUCCUCCGUUCUGCUCAGAAACUCCUCAAGAAACCUAUAAGAAGGUGAUGAGCUGGAAGGAGACGCUGGUUUUUCCUCCAGAGGUGCCGAUCUCUGAGCGUGCUAAAGAGCUGAUCCUGCGCUUCUGCUGCGAGGCGGAUCAUCGAAUCGGUGCCAGCGGCGUGGACGACAUAAAGAGGAACGCAUUCUUCGAAGGAGUCGAUUACGACCACAUCAGAGAGAGACCUGCAGCCAUUACCAUCGAGAUCAAGAGUAUCGACGACACAUCCAACUUCGACGAGUUUCCAGAUUCAGACAUCCUGCAGCCAACAAGUCCUGUUGUAGUGAGCAACCAUCACCCGGAGUCGGACUACAAGAACAAGGACUGGGUUUUCAUCAACUACACCUACAAGCGCUUCGAGGGCCUGACGGCGAGAGGAGCCAUACCGUCAUACAUGAAGAGCGGGAAACGCUGAGAAUCCAGAGCCAAUCACUGCACUUCCUCAUCCACACUACCAAAGAAAACAUCUCUGCGUCCAGACCUCUGUCAGAAACACACUCCUGUGCUGCUGCAUACUGCCAGCGCUUCUUUAUUAGUCCUUAAUGUAAGCUAAUCUGAGGCGGAAUUCACGAAAAUAUGCUCAAGAGUUUUCUUAAAGGGAUGUUUCACCUAUAAAUAUAAGUUCUGUCAACUUCUGUUGAACACAAAGGAAGAUUUCCUGAAGAAUGAUGGAAAAAAACAAUGUCAAUGGCUGCUUUUUUCCAACAUUCUUCUGAAUAUCUUCCUCUGUGUUCAACAGAAGAAACUCGUAAAAGUUUAGACUUCCUUAAAUGUGAGAGAAUCUAAUUUAAAAUGUAUUUUAUUUGCGUGAACUGACCCUUAAAGUUUUAUUUAGAGAUUUUUCUUGACUGUAAUUCAUGAAAAAAUCUGUUGAAGAUCUCAAUAUUUUUUUCUUAAGAUCAUUCUUAUAUUUAAAUCAAUAAAAUGAAAGAAUAGCUACGAUAGAUUCAUUAGCGCUGCAUUUAGGCAUGCACCAAAUUUUCAACUUCCAAACAUUAUCAGCAACAAAUGGCGUUUUUCUGCAAAAAAAGAGAAAACAGGAGCCGAAAAAAGGCUCAUGUCAAUAUGAGACCAUCGCUGCGUCCCAAUUCGCAUACUAAUACUACACCCUAAAAGUAUGUACCUUUUUGUGAAAGGAAAGUACACACUAUAGUGUGUAACAGAAGAGUAUGCAAGCUUUUGGGACAUACUACUUCCUCGUUAACAGAUCGUUGUGUUGCUUAGUUACGAGACCUGUCAAUCAUCCACACAUCAUCCACAUGUCUGUCAUAUUUAAUUCCCUACCUUAUUGGAGAAGCAGCAGCAGCAGGUUAAUCUCCCAUUCACCAGUCUAUCAUGCAGAGAAAUCUCCUCAGGUGUUUGGAUAAUUCUGCAUUCAGACAGUAAUGUCCAAACAUAACACAGAAAUAUAACACAGAAAACGUGAUUAAAACAUGUUCCAGUGGGCGAGAUAUUAAUUAACAGUCAUACAAACAUCUUUACUGAAGCCUCUCUCUACUUGACGGUUGGUCUUGCGCGUCCAUCAUGUUUGUAGUUUGUUUACACUUUUCACCCGCGUUUGUAGUUCUAAAUCGAAUUCACGUCCUACGCGCAAUGUAUUGUGGGUAAUAUCAGCGGUUAGAGUACGGACGCUUCUACACUUCGAGUUUUUAGCAGAAAUAGUAAACCAUACGGGAACCUUAGGCGUACUCUUUUCAGCAUACUACGAUCUGGGACAUACUAAUUCUACUUUCAAAUACUAUUUAGGACGGAUAGUAUGCGAAUUGGGACGCAGCGCAUGCAAUGGUAGUUUGUUGCCACGAUGACCAAAGUGCGUGUCCUGUGGUCAAAGUUUAAAAUACCCAAUUUUCCGCUGUGUGUGUAUAUUCCGCUCAUGUAAAUGUAUUCUAGUUGAACGCAAAUGCUCACCAGAAAUGCAAAGUCUGUUCAAAUAACGCGCCGACAGGCUAUUUCUGUGUAGUAUACUAGUUCCUGCUGCUUACUAUAGAGCUAUGGUGUUGUCAUGGCAACUCUGGUGUGCUUAUUUUAUUGGCUUGUGUUUUUAAAAAUCAGUGACUUUUAAUUUAAUCAAAUAACAAUUAUUACAAAGCAUUUUCCGGCCAAGUACAUACAGAAUUUUCAUCUCGGUGUAUUUCUAAUGUACAUUGUUUCACUUUAUUUGAGAGGAAAAACAAUAAUUGUAUUAGAAAUCUCAGACUUUGGGGAUCUACAACUAGUUUUCAGUUAACUUUAAGACAUUUUUAAGAGCUUUUCAAGAAUUUGAAUUCUGAUUCACUGAUUCGUUCAGAAGAAUCAACUCUGACAGUCUGAAUCAGUUCUGUCUCUAAGUUUUGUCUAAU
Danio aesculapii is the source of this 3540-nucleotide messenger RNA. RefSeq names its product serine/threonine-protein kinase 38-like. The record is from RefSeq and is a predicted model, not a curated record. NCBI's taxonomy places the organism in Eukaryota, Metazoa, Chordata, Actinopteri, Cypriniformes, Danionidae. The transcript is spliced from 14 exons. Gene Ontology annotation, biological process: intracellular signal transduction; peptidyl-serine phosphorylation. Bases 207 to 1616 code for a protein of 469 amino acids. Gene Ontology annotation, molecular function: protein serine/threonine kinase activity; ATP binding.